UUGACAACAGUUCGACUGUGUAGAUCUCGACACGUCAGGUCUGUGUGUGCAACGGGAGUCGGCUUUUCUUUUUCAGGUUUUUACAGAUGUCUUCAAUGCCAGAGUGGUUCGGACAGUGAUGUCGAAUUCAUAAUUGACCGGGAGAAGCAGUGACAUGGCUGCUGAUGACAAGUCCUCGUCUUCAUCCUCAACGGACUGGAGUGUCGAGCCGCCUGUCCUUUCUCCCACCAGCCCCUCACACCUGACCCACUUCAAACCACUGACUCCGGAGCAGGAUGAGCCCCCGCUUCGCUCGGCAUACAGCUCAUUUGUCAAUUUGUUUCGUUUCAACAACAAAGAGGAGGGACGGCCUCCUUCAGCUGCUUCAGAGAAGCCAGAUGUGCCAUCCCCUUCUCCUCAGUCUGAGAGGAGGAGCUGGUCCACCAGCCCUUCCCAUUCCAUCCAUGGUUCACGGACGUACAGGAAACAGCACCCUGAGCACCUCCGACGUACCUCUACCACCUCAGUGGAUUGGCCAGAUGGCAGCAGGAAGUCUGAUACAUCUUUAAGCAACCAUGAUCCUCGCACAGCUGUACAACUUCGUACGGCACUAAAAAGGCUGAAGGAAAUCAUGGAGGGAAAGAGCCAGGACAGUGAUCUGAAACAGUACUGGAUGCCAGAUAGCCAGUGUAAGGAGUGUUAUGACUGCAAUGAGAAAUUUACCACUUUCCGCCGUCGCCACCACUGUCGUCUUUGUGGUCAGAUCUUCUGCAGCCGUUGCUGCAACCAAGAAAUUCCUGGAAAGUUCAUGGGCUACACAGGAGACCUUCGGGCCUGUACCUACUGCCGUAAAUUAGCCUUAAGCUACGCUCAUUCAGCAGACUCUGGCUCCAUUGGAGAGGACCUGAGCGCUCUGUCUGACUCUUCCUGCUCUGUUUGUGUGCUGGAGCCCAGUGAGCCGAGGACGCCUGUGGGUGGACGUAAGGCCAGUAGGAACAUCUUCCUCGAGGAAGAUCUGACCUGGCAAAGAAAAACUCCCAUUGGGAUGAGAAAGAAUAUGAUUCAUCAGGAACCUCAGAGCAGUGGCCUCAAUUCCAGACUAACAACACUACAAGAAGACAUCGGCAAAUCACCAGCUCGGAAGAGAUCUGCCAGUGUGACCAAUCUGUCGCUGGAUCGUUCAGGAUCCUCCAUGGUGCCUUCCUACGACAGUUCAGUCAGCCCACCCCCCAGCCGAGCAAUCUCAGGCCCCAAAAGUGGCACAAAAAUGGACCACAGUGAUGAAGAGAGGAAGAUCCUAUUGGAUUCAUCCCAGCUGAAGGACUUGUGGAAAAAAAUCUGCCACAACAGCACAGGAAUGGAGUUCCAGGACCACAGAUACUGGCUGAGGACGUACCCCAACUGCAUUGUGGGAAAGGAGCUUGUCAACUGGCUGCUUAGGAAUGGCACUAUCUCCACCAGGGCCCAGGCUAUAGCAAUAGGCCAGGCACUGGUGGACGGCCGCUGGCUCGACUGUGUCACCCACCACGACCAGCUGUUCAGGGACGAGUAUGCUCUCUACCGCCCCCUCCAGAGUACAGAAUUCUCUGAAACACCUUCACCAGAUAGUGACAGUGUGAACUCCCUGGAGGGACAUUCAGAACCAUCGUGGUUCAAGGAUAUCAAGUUUGAUGACAGCGACACGGAACAGCUUGCAGAUGAGACUGAGUACACUAUGCCCAAUUCUGCCAGCCCCAGUAAGAGAACAUCUGUCAGCAGCUUCCAGUCAGUGGUGGACAGUGACUCAGCUGCCUCCAUCAACCUCAACAUGGAGCAAAACAAUGUGGACUUCCACAUCAAGAAACAGUCCAAGUAUCCACAUGUUCCUGCUGCUGAGCAGAGAGCUGAAUUUCUUGUAUCUGAAGAUGGUGGGCAGAACAUUGUCAUAAGUGAUGCCUUCAUUAAAGAGUCUCUGUUCAACCGACGUGUGGAGGAGAAAGCCAAAGAGAUGCUGUUUACUCCGCUGGGUUGGCAUCACAGCUCUCUGGACCAGCUCAGAGAGGAGAAUGGAGAGAAGAAGGCCAUGGAGAGGCUGCUCUCAGCUAAUCACAGCCACAUGAUGGCGCUGCUGCAGCAGCUGCUGUACAGUGAGUCUCUGUCACUGUCCUGGCGGGAUAUCAUUGUCCCAGUUGUCCGACAGGUGGUCCAAACGGUUCGCCCUGAUGUUCGCAACUGUGAUGAUGACAUGGACAUCCGCCAGCUUGUCCACAUAAAAAAGAUUCCUGGAGGGAGAAAGUUUGAUUCCAUAGUGGUGAACGGCUUUGUGUGCACCAAGAACAUCGCACAUAAGAAGAUGAACCCCUACAUCAAGAAUCCCAAAAUUCUGCUGCUAAAAUGCUCCAUAGAGUAUCUGUACAGAGAGGAGACAAAGUUCACCUGCAUCGACCCUAUUGUGCUGCAGGAAAAAGAAUUUCUCAAGAACUAUGUCCAACGCAUAGUAGAUGUUCGUCCAAAUCUGGUCUUAGUAGAGAAGACAGUGUCUCGUAUUGCUCAAGACAUGCUGCUGGGGCAUGGCAUCACACUGGUCAUCAACGUCAAACCGCAAGUCCUGGACAGGGUGAGUCGAAUGACCCAGGGAGAUCUGGUAAUGUCCAUGGACCAGCUCCUCACCAAACCUCGUCUGGGAACCUGCCACAAGUUCUACAUGCAGCCCUUCAUUCUGGCCAACGAUGAGAUUAAGACUUUGAUGUUUUUUGAGGGAUGUCCUGCUCAUCUUGGUUGCUCCAUUAAGCUGCGAGGUGCUUCAGAGUAUGAGCUCUCCAGGGUUAAAGAGAUCAUCAUGCUGAUGGUGUGUGUUGCCUACCACUCCCAGCUGGAGAUAUCUUUCCUAAUGGAUGAGUUUGCAAUGCCACCCAACCUGGCCCAAAGCACCUCCUUUCCCUGCCUGUUAGAGGGCUCCACUGCAGAGGAGGACGAGGGAGAUCUGGAGGACAAACAGAAAGAGACAAAGCCUCAAGAAAGCCUCGGAAAAGCAUCAGAACCUGAAGAGUCAGCAGUUGGAGCACAGUCAGAGGAGGAUGGGCUUAGUUCUGAUUCUUCAUCCAAAAACGGACAAACAGAAAACCUCACUAACAAAGUGUCAAACCCCCCUGGAAAGGAGGAAUCUGAGACCACAGAAACCAAGUCCUCCUCCCCAUUUUCCAACCUGCCUGCACCUGCUUUGUCUGUCUCUCCUCCUUUCCUCAUGGAAGAGGAUCAGGAAAUGUGUUCUGACACUCUGAUCAGGGCAUCUGAAGGCGAGACAGGGGAAGAGGAAAGUCUUAGGAAGGGGGGCUCAACAGGCAUGGAGGAUGAGGACAAUUCUGAAACCUCCACUCCCAGAUUAUUCCGGGAUCCUCUGCAGGAUGACACGGGGCUGUUUGUGGCCGAGCAGGUGGCUUCAUCUGAUGACCGUCUGAAGUCCAUCUCUGCUACUUUCAAACAGGAGCUGAAGGAUAUUAUUCUGUGCAUCUCCCCCUUCAUCACAUUUAAAGAACCAUUCCUUCUCACCCCUCCUGGAAUGCACUGCCCCAGCAGAGAUUACUUCCCUGAACAGGUCUAUCUAUCGCCUCUCCUAAACAAAGACUUGAAGGAACUCGAUGGACGCAGAAAGCGGCAGCUUCUUAAAGAUGGGUCUCCAUCCUCCCUCGCCAGUGGCCAGAGCAGCGGUGGUGCACCAGCGAAGCCCAUUGAUGUGCUCCCCUGCCACAGUCUGACCAGCACUCGCAUCAUAGAACAGCUGAACAGCAGCCAGGAACUUGCCAAAAUGUUAGCAGACUACAGAGCCAAGGGGGGUCGCAUCCGGCAGAGGGAGACCACUGACCGCUUCGCUCCUAUUAUUAGUGGUCAGAGCAAAGUGGGGGAAACACAGCUAAAACUUCCAGCCAAGGCUGACAGUGAAGAGGAGAAGCCAAGCAAACAGAAUGACCUAAGCUGGGCCCCCAAACUGGACUGUCUGAACCCUAUCAACCAUCAGAGACUGUGUGUGCUCUUCAGUAGUUCCUCCGCCCAGUCCAACAACGCCCCCAACCCCUGUGUCAGCCCCUGGAUUGUCACAAUGGAGUUCUACGGCAAGAACGAUCUCUCUCUUGGUGUGUUUUUGGAGAGAUAUUGUUUCAGGCCGUCUUACCAGUGCCCCAGUAUGUUCUGUGAGACUCCCAUGGUGCAUCACAUCCGACGGUUUGUGCACGGUAACGGCUGUGUACAGAUUGUGUUAAAGGAGCUGGACUCCCCUGUUCCUGGUUAUCAGCACACAAUUCUCAACUAUUCCUGGUGCAGGAUUUGCAAACAGGUCACCCCAGUCGUGCCUCUGUCCAAUGACUCAUGGUCCAUGUCCUUUACAAAGUACUUGGAGCUGCGCUUCUAUGGCCAUCAGUACACUAGGAGAGCUAAUGCAGAACCCUGUGGACACUCUAUCCACAAAGACUACCACCAGUACUUCUCAUACAACCAGAUGGUGGCUUCUUUCAGUUAUACCCCUGUUCGACUGCUGGAGAUUUGCCUUCCUCGUCCCAAGAUCUUCAUCAGGAACCUCGGACCUUCUAAAUCCAACCUUCAACAGGACCUUAAGGACUUUUCUCAAAAAGUGACUCAGGUGUAUUUAGCCAUCGAUGACCGCCUCACUUCCCUCAAGACAGACACGUUCAGUAAGACACGAGAAGAGAAAAUGGAGGACCUCUUUGCUCAGAAAGAUAUGGAAGAGGCCGAGUUACGGAGCUGGAUCGACAAGCUUCAGGCGCGUUUGCAGGCCUGUGGUCUUGAUUCUCCUCAGCAGCUUCAGGCCAUUCUGGAGUCACUAGUUAUGAAGAAACAGAGUCUGUGUGAGAUGCUGCAGUCCUGGAACAGCAGGCUACAGGACUUGUUUCAGCAGGAGAAAGGAAGGAAGCGUCUGUCUGUCCCUCCAAGCCCAGGCAGACACAGACAGACUGCUACUGAUGAAAGCAAGAGUAAUCUGGAUUCUUCCCCCCGUAACCCCUCUCCUGUGGUCCAGAAUGGAGAGAAAGAGGAUCGUCACCUCACCACGAUGCCCUCGGGCUCUUCCUCGCUGCUGCCAUCACCAGGAGACCUGGCCGCUGAACCGGUCACACCUGCACCUUCUUUAACCGAACAGGACUCUCUCAGCAUCCCAGAAGAUGUCUUCGACGGACACUUACUGGGCUCCACAGACAGUCAGGUGAAGGAGAAAUCCACCAUGAAAGCCAUCCUGGCCAAUUUCCUGCCCGGCAACAGCUACAACCCCAUCCCCUUCCCAUUUGACCCAGACAAACACUACCUGAUGUAUGAACAUGAACGAGUGCCCAUCGCAGUGUGUGAGAAAGAACCAAGCUCCAUCAUAGCCUUCGCUCUCAGCUGUAAGGAAUAUAAAACAGCACUGGAUGAUCUGUCCAAGACAUCAAACGGAGGAGGGGAUGAAACUCCACAGGUCAACAGCGCUGGAGAGAGUCGGGCGAAGAGCAGCCCUGCCAGACCCAGUGAGUCGGCCUCGUCCCAGCAGAGCCGAAGCAGCGUGGACGCAGAUCCACUCAAGGAUGUUGAUUUGUCAGAUAAACAGAAGAAACAGACACUGAAUCCACACAUCGAGCUGCAAUUCUCUGAUGCCAAUGCCAAAUUUUACUGCCGAAUCUAUUAUGCCGAGGAGUUCCACAAGAUGCGAGAGGAGAUCAUGGAAAGCUCAGAGGAGGAUUUUGUCCGUUCACUGUCCCACUGUGUCAACUGGCAGGCCCGCGGUGGCAAAUCUGGAGCAGUUUUCUAUGCAACAGAAGAUGACCGGUUCAUCCUGAAACAGAUGCCCAGACUGGAGGUCCAGUCCUUCCUGGACUUUGCUCCUCACUACUUCACCUACAUCACUGGAGCUGUGCAGCAGAAACGACCGACUGCACUUGCCAAAAUCCUUGGUGUUUACCGGAUCGGUUACAAGAACUCCCAGAACAACACGGAAAAGAAACUGGACCUGCUUGUGAUGGAAAACCUUUUCUACGGACGCAAGAUGGCUCAGGUGUUCGACCUCAAAGGGUCACUGAGAAAUCGUAACGUGAAGACUGACUCGGGGAAGGAAAGCUGCGAGGUGGUUCUGCUGGAUGAGAACCUCCUGAAGCUGAUCCACGACAACCCGCUGUACAUCCGCUCCCACUGUAAGUCCAUUCUCCGCGCCGCCAUCCACAGCGACGCCUACUUCCUCUCCAGCCAUCUCAUCAUCGACUACUCCUUACUGGUGGGGCGAGAUGAUACUACCGAUCAGCUGGUGGUCGGGAUCAUAGAUUAUAUCAGGACAUUUACCUGGGAUAAGAAACUGGAAAUGGUUGUGAAAUCUACUGGAAUACUGGGAGGUCAAGGGAAGAUGCCUACUGUUGUAUCUCCGGAGCUGUACAGAGCUCGUUUCUGCGAGGCCAUGGACAAGUACUUCCUGAUGGUACCGGACCACUGGACCGGCCUGGGCAUCAACUGCUGAGCGGUGCGUAGAUGUCCACCUACAGUUCCACACACAGGCACUCCUCAUGGACUUUCUAUGCAUGGAAAUGAGCUCCCAUAUAAAGACGCCUCCAUCUGUAAACGCUACUUGAGACCCAGAAGCACACUGGACGCUGUAAAAGACGAUGAUGUGGACUGUAGCCUGACCGGUACACAGCACAGUAUCAUUCCAUUGGACCAGUAAUUCCACCUGUUUUUAUCACUGGGGACACAUUUCAGUAUUAUGUGAUAAUUUAUGUUUCCUAGGCAGUGUUUUUAUUUGUGCCAUGAGUCCAAUGGUUUCAAGAGGACCCACCCUGACAAAGCACUGACCACAUUCAGUCUCGUGGUUAUAGUUUGGUAAACAAACCAAUUCAUGUAAUUUAAAAUUUGUAAAUGUACAGAGAUUAUGUAACUAUUAAAAUAUUAUUAACACUGA
Messenger RNA from Sphaeramia orbicularis (orbiculate cardinalfish), 6883 nucleotides. RefSeq names its product phosphoinositide kinase, FYVE finger containing (gene pikfyve). The coding region runs from base 155 to 6445 and encodes 2096 amino acids. Gene Ontology annotation, cellular component: cytoplasmic vesicle; vesicle membrane. Gene Ontology annotation, biological process: intracellular signal transduction; neutrophil chemotaxis; phosphatidylinositol metabolic process. The transcript is spliced from 44 exons. The record is from RefSeq and is a predicted model, not a curated record. Gene Ontology annotation, molecular function: ATP binding; metal ion binding; 1-phosphatidylinositol-3-phosphate 5-kinase activity. Lineage: Eukaryota; Metazoa; Chordata; Actinopteri; Kurtiformes; Apogonidae.